Daphnia carinata is the source of this 4961-nucleotide messenger RNA. RefSeq names its product neuroligin-4, X-linked-like. Gene Ontology annotation, biological process: synaptic vesicle endocytosis; postsynaptic membrane assembly; modulation of chemical synaptic transmission. Gene Ontology annotation, molecular function: signaling receptor activity; neurexin family protein binding. The transcript is spliced from 8 exons. The record is from RefSeq and is a predicted model, not a curated record. Gene Ontology annotation, cellular component: postsynaptic membrane; synapse; cell surface. The coding region runs from base 1225 to 4107 and encodes 960 amino acids. NCBI's taxonomy places the organism in Eukaryota, Metazoa, Arthropoda, Branchiopoda, Diplostraca, Daphniidae.
UGCACAGGAGACAUUCACGACACAAGCGCACGGAACAACAACAAAAAAAAGGAGACAUUCUCUCUGUGUAAGCUCGUCUUGGAUGGCCAGCAUCUCUCCAGUCUUUGGCCGAGUAGGUCCUCCACCGUCACUACCUCCUUCUACAGUUUUCUUCUUGUUGUGAACUGGUUGAAUUCAAGUGCUUUCCAAGUUUUAUUAUUGCUUUUUCAUUUGAAGGAAUUCGAUCUUCUUUGCAUAUCGUUUUAGUGGUUUUGUCUUAAACCUGAUGCCCGCAAUCUACAAGCGAGCCCAUUGUGAUUGAUUAUCGAUUUCACUAUACGAAAGUGCGCUUCUGGACAGACCGCUAGCGUCGCUGCUGCGUUCUUUCCGUGCGAUUUACAGUGUCGAUUUUUCUAGUGAAUUUUUCUUUGUAUUAAUUGGCUCGUUCACUGGUCACUGCAGUUCAACUCACUCCAACAGGAUUAUUUCUACACCAUACGAAAAUUAGUUUUUAGUAAACGACUAACAAAGGAUUGUGAAUCAAAAUCCCAUUGAUUUUGUUUUGUCUUUAAAUAUUUCUCGUAAUCGAAAGAUUAGGCAUCGCCCGAUGAUGAGCUCCGUAAAUAAUCAAAUAAAAGCCGAACUAAACGAAAAUCUUCAAGAUGAAAACAAACGAUUUUAGGAAAAGAAAAAGGGGAAAUGGAGGUUGUUGUUAGCUAGAUAGUGAUCGGGUUAAUAACGAAGUCGGCACCGAGCCGACGCUCUCCCUAUUCCUGUAUAGAUGCGUGACUGGUGUAGUCAGGGCCAACGGUUGAUAGUGCGAGUUCAGUGGGUAAGCAAUUACGCAAAAGGGAGGAGGUUGGCAUUCGCGUCUAGUGUGUAGCAUUAAAACCCUAGCCGCAAAACUUUGUUAACCUCAAAAAGGAAGGGAGGAAAAAAGGGAGUCAUUAUCUCUCUAUGUCUUGCUCUUUCUGCUCGCAUUCGGUCUUCAGCUAAUAAUGGAAUUGACCGCUAGCUGCGCAGCAGCAAUGCAGUUGCAGUUGGCUCUAUUAGUGUUUGGCUAUUCGCUACCAUCGCCGUGAACGAAAGUGAAGUGUAUAGCCUAAGCUAAACAACUAAGAAGAUUAUACAGGUUCUUUUUCCAUCCGUACCUUAACCCCUCCCUCCCCCGCCCCUCGGAGAAAAAAUUCCGCUACUCCGGAUAUACAAAAUAUCUUAAGCUCAAAAAGUCAGCGACGGGAGUAGAUGGAAAUGUGUCAAUCAGCCAUUGCCGUGUUGUGCUGGCUGGUGACGUUGAUAAUGGCGACGGCAUUAGCCAUCGGCGAUUGGCCAGCCAAUCACGAAGGAGGCAAGACUCAAGUGUCCAGCUCGCGAGUGGUCAACACCCGCAAAGGAUCGCUCCGUGGACUCUACCAGGCCUUUGAGGACAAGACCAUACCGGCCGUCGAGCUCUUUCUGGGUGUGCCGUACGCGUCGCCGCCAGUUGGAACGCUCCGUUUCAUGCCGCCAGUGACGGUGUCGCCGUGGCGAGGAAUCCGACAGGCCGACCGCUACGGUCCCGUCUGUCCGCAACGAUUUCCGGAUAUCACCAACGAAACGGAAGCUCUCAAACGGAUGCCACGCGGCCGGCUGGAAACCCUCAAGAAGCUGGCCCCGUUGUUGACCAAUCAGAGUGAGGAUUGCCUCUACCUCAACAUCUUCACGCCCUAUUCAAAUGCAUUUGCAGCCAGUCCAACAGCACUGAAGCCGCGCUAUCCCGUCAUUGUUUUCAUUCAUGGAGAGUCUUACAGCUGGGGAUCCGGCAAUCCGUACGACGGCAGCGUUUUGGCCGCCGUUGGCAAAGUCGUCGUCGUGACGCUCAACUAUCGUCUCGGAGUCCUGGGGUUCCUGAACCCUCACAGUGAUCCGUACUCACGAUCCAUAUCCAACCAUGGGCUAAUGGAUCAAAUAGCUGCGCUUCAUUGGCUCCAAGAAAAUGUGCAGGAAUUCGGCGGUGAUCCGAAAAGCGUGACGCUGAUGGGCCAUGGAACAGGAGCCGCGUGUGCCACGUUCUUGAUGACCUCGCCAGCUGUGCUAGACGGUCUGUUUCAACGAGCCAUUCUGUUGAGUGGCACGGCCCUUAGUCCGUGGGCGUUAGUCCAAGAGCCAAACAAGUACGCGCUGGAACUCAUUCGUCAGAUGAACUGUUCUCUGCCACCAGGCGAAGGACCGACGGCGCAAUUGAAGUGUCUGCGAGAGAAAACGGUGCCAGCGCUAAUGAGCGCCGGUAGUCGAGUGGAGACGCCCGAAUUCCUGCAUUCCUUUGGACCGAGCAUUGACGGCGUCGUCAUUGAAGACGAAUACGAAGCCAACAAGAAGAAGCUCACGCACCGUCUCAGUCGCUACGAUCUUCUCUUCGGAGUGACGCAAGCCGAGUCGUACUUUACCCUCAGCUCCGACGAUAAUCAAUAUGGCAUGGAAGCGGACAGACGUAAUCGACUGCUCCGCACCUUCGUCCGCAACACUUACCAAUUUCAUCUGCAAGAGAUUUUAGCCACAAUAAUUAACGAGUACACCGACUGGGAGAAGGCCGUUCUCCAUCCCGUCAACAUCCGCGACGAGACGCUCGAAGCCCUUGGCGACGCUCAGUACGUCGCUCCUUUGGUUAAAACGGCCGACCUGCAUUCGUCACAGACACGAUCGUCCUAUUUCUACGUUUUCGAGUACCAAACGAAAGCCAGCGAAUUCCCACAGAGGCCAGGCUGCGUUCACGGAGAGGAACUGGCCUACAUCUUCGGAGCACCGCUGGUUUCAUCGCUGAGCCACUUUGGACGCAACUACACCAAAGCCGAAGCUGCUCUCUCGGAAGUCGUCAUCGCCUACUGGUCAAACUUCGCUCGCAGCGGGAAUCCGAAUGAAGGCGCCGGAAGCAUCGCAUCCGGCAGUAUAGCAGCUGAGGCCGGCAAGCAAGACAAGUCUCGAUCUCGGGUGGAGUGGCCACCUUACGACCAAACCCAUCGCAGAUAUCUAUCUCUCGGUUUAAAGCCGAAGGCCAAGAGCCAUUACCGAUCGCACAAGCUGGCCAUGUGGACAAACUUAAUUCCGGACCUGCAUAGACCGAGCGGUGAAGAUGUGGCCCGCGUUCACCACUUGCUCGACGACUACAACGAUCCUUACUCAUACGAUGGAAAAGUCCGGGUAGUGCCCGCUACACUGGCACCGACGCCCACCAGCACGACGUCACCUUCUCCCAUAACAUCAGCCGUCAAUUCCAGCCUACUCAUGGUGGAUUCAUCAAGAAAGGCAGACAGUGGGGGUGCCAAAUACGGCGAACCGGAAGCGUCCAGCAAACUGACCAACGGUUCACGCAUUUUGAGUGGCACGGGCGGGAAUGCCGUCAGAGCGAAUGAAGGUAGCAAUACCGAACAGUACGGAGCUUAUUCAACAGCAUUAAGCGUUACAAUCGCAAUUGGUUGCUCGCUCCUCAUUCUUAACGUCCUGAUUUUUGCCGGCGUCUAUUACCAACGCGACAAGCAGCGCAUGGAAUUAAAGCGGCGCCUAGAGAAUGGCAUGAUACUCUCAACCAGCGUCAGUGGUGAAGUGGAAAAUCACGCAUCCACCAUGGUGUCUUCAACCAGGUUAUGUAGCAAACCUGAUUUGGCGAACGGGGUUGCGUUGAACAAAGCAGAUUCAUCAAGUGGAUCGAGUAGAAACACAGCGACAGCUGUAGUUAUCAACCCUUCGUCGUCUGUCAUGUCCCUCAGUUCACCAUUCAACUCAUCCAUCACUCAGUUACCGCCUCCGGAGUUCGCUGAUUUUCCAUCCGAAGAUCAGUGUCCUGCCGCAAUGGGAACAACGACGACGGGCUGUCCUAGCGGUAGCAACAGUAACGGGCGGGCCUCCAUGAUUUCCAAUUCAACGGUUUCGUUUCGGCCGGUAGGCACGGACGCAUCGUCAUCAACCAGCACGCUUCCGAGGAUGUCAACAACUGGUUUCUGCAAUAACGAGUACCCAUUGCCGUCUGUGACGUCAUUGCAACAGUCACAGCAGCAACAACAGCAGCAGCGUUCCAUGUCUCUGAGAAAACAAUCCAAUAAACGAAUAGCCAAUCCAGUAGGUAAUAGUGCCAUUGACGAACUCCGCGUCUAGUCACGCGUGAGCUAAUGGCCUCUCGUGCAGGGCGGGGGGACAGCUUCUCAUGCGCGCUCCAUAUGUACCGGGCAUCGAAUUCAAUGCGAAAGAUGCAACUGCGUCAAGUCGAUCGAUACAAGGCGACAGCCGAUGCAGCUGCAUCGCAAUUCUUGUUGUAAUUGAGAAGAAAUGACGAUUGACAUCGCCUCGAAUUCGGUGAAAAAAAGGAUUUCCGCCAUAACAACUUCACAGUUUCCUACUCCAUUUGAUCACGUCAAUUAAUAUACGAUCUUUUCCCUGCCAAGAUCAGACGAAUCCGAUUUUUUUUUUAUCUUCCUGGUCUUCAGUGCCGAGGUUCUCUCCUUCUCUACCCUGUAACAAACCGUCAAUGUAUACAGCAGUAAGCGUAUGUCGGCUAUAUUUAUAUCUGUAUAUGUAAAUUAUAUGUACUGUAUGCUCCAUCCGUGUUUGAAAAAAAAGUCCCUCUGCCAUUGUGAUAUGGUCUCCCUUGUCUGUUGAUGGAAAUAUGAGGGAGAUCGGAGCGUUUCCUCUGUUUCCUAUAGGUCCUUAUUUGUCAUUUUCAUUUUCAUUUUUCUUUCCCUUUUCCAGGUCUCCAUCUCUUCCUUCUUACGUAUAUGUACGUAUGUAUCCAUCGCGUUCUUUGUUUCUAUUCUUUUUUUAAAUGGACGUGAGCAGAGCUCGAUCGAUUUUCAGACACAAGAAAAUUGGGCCAAACGUUUACAUCUUGCGUAGGAUGUGGUGGCACGGAUAUGUAUACACGUCAGGUAUAGUACAAACCUAGACGCGAGAAGACGAGAAGAUUAAAACAGAGACGAUCACGGACAAGGAAAUACACUGCUAUUUUACACACA